AUGGCCGAGGAUGUUAUCAACAAUUUGGGGAAAAUGAAGUUGACUGCAAAGGAAGAAGAAGUCAUUGCUAUUUCAAAUGAGGGUCGACAAGAAGAAAUUGAAAGUUGCACCCUAAGCUUGAUUGGAAAUUUCCUUACAUGCAAGCCUUUCAACAAAAAGGCGGCCCAAAGUAUGUUGAGAAGAGCUUGGGGGCUUGAGGAUGGGUUGCAAAUCAUUGAAGUUGGUACUAAUUUGUUCCAAUUUAAAAUUGAUCUAGAGUUUGAGUUUGAGCGGGUGUUGAAAGGAGGUCCGUGGACAUUUGACAACCAAGUCCUAAUGUUGCAUAAAUGGCAAUCAGGGAUGACGGCGAAAAUUGUCCAGUUUGAUUUGGCCUCCCUAUGGGUGCAAAUAUGGGGAGCACCGUUUGAUAUGGCCUGUCCCAAAGUUGCAGAGUAG
Molecule: messenger RNA, 435 nt
Organism: Quercus lobata
Lineage: Eukaryota; Viridiplantae; Streptophyta; Magnoliopsida; Fagales; Fagaceae
Exons: 1
Coding region: 1-435 (144 amino acids)
Source: RefSeq, a predicted model, not a curated record